AUGAACUCCAACGAAGAUCUAGCCAAAUCCUUCCCUUUCGACAUCAAGAAACGAACUGCUACUGAAGCUGAAAUCCACCCUAUCGUACCUGGAGCUUUGGAAUCGCUUCCCAAACGAUUCAAACAAGAUGGCAUGACAUUGGAACGACAGGUGGAGUUGAAUCAACGUGAAAUGGCAAUGAAUGGACUGGCAAACUUGGAUGAAAGUGCAAUGGUAAGGGAUGGGCAGGUAAGUUUGGGUCAAGGAGAGGUAAGGAGAGAUGAGGUAAGUUUGGGUCAAGGUGAGGUAAAGAAAGAUGAGGUAAGCUUGGACCAAGGUGAGGUAAAGAAAGAUGAGGUAAGUUGGGGCCAGCUAAAUAGAGAGCAAGGUUUGAGGGGUCAAAAUAACCAAAAUUUAGGUAAUCAAAAUAUUGAGGUAGGUUUUGUAAAAAUAAAUAUGGGUAGUGAAGGUGAAUAUGUAUUUGAUGAGGCUGAUGAAGUUGAUGAAAAUGAAGAAAAUCAAAAUGAUGAGGUAGGUUUCGAACAAGUCGUAGAAACUCCAGAACCAGGAAAUCAAGACAAACCGAGGCGUAGGAACGCAGAUGAUUUCAAUGAAGACGACUCGGACGAUGAAAACUUUAUUGUUCAUUCCCCAACCAACGACUCAGAAGACGACGAAGAAGAAGAAGACAGUACUUUUGGAGACCACUUCCAUUACUACAAAGAGCGAACGAUACUGGACGAAGUGAGCGCAUUGUACGCCGAUCCAACAAACGGCCUAUACUACAAUGGGAUUCAGAAAGAGUUUAAAGUUAUUGAUUAUGAAAAUGCAUCUAAAAGAUAUUAUUUGAGAUCACUCGUUGAUCUCGACUACAAAACAUUAGUAUAUAGGGAAGUAGAAGGGGACUAUAUUAGGGAAGUGCAUUACUUAUAUGAACCAUUAAACGUUUUUGGGAAUAUAGUAGCCGAAAAACUAAUAUACAAGACCUUCGAUGAAGAACUGGACCUUGAGUUCAGUGAAGUGCUUAAAACGAUUUUUAGGGAGAUCGACGAAACGCUGGAGAACACGCUACAGAAACUAGGCUAUCCAAUGGAUUCUGAGCUGAUGGUUCAAGGCUUGGAUGCCAUUUAUGAGCAUGUAAAAAGAGUGGUCGAGGGAGAAAUCGAUGUUGAGGACACAGAAUCCACAGAAGAUGAGUCGGAAAACCUGGAAGAAUCGGAGUACGUUGACGUGGAUGGGGCUGAAUUGGGCGAAGAAGGUGGAGAAGUCGCUGAAAUAAUGGCAAACGAAUCAGACGACUAUGAGAUGUUGACAUACGAAGACCUAGAAGCACUAAAACUUGAUCCUGAUGAAUACAAAAGAAAAGUGAAAGAAUGGGUAACGGCUGACAUACAAGAAUUGGAUGACCAAAUGGCACAAUGGGAACACAAAGAAAACAGUGAUGAAGACACGGAUGACGAGGAACAUGAACAGCCAGAUAUCGACGAUGAAGCCAUGAUGGAAGACGAUCGGAAUCUCCCCAAUCACAACGAAGAAGCCAUGAAACACCAGAAGGAAGAUAAAAAAGAACAUGAAAAAGCAGAAGACAAGAUAGAAGAACGACUAGAUUUAGGUGAAGGAGAUCAUAGAGAAACAGACCCGAAGAUUCGCGCCUUAUUCCGAAGACAUGGCUUCGGAGACACGGACACCGACGAUGGACCACUGUUACCGGCCGAUAUUCCAUACAAUCGCUGGAGACGGACACCACCACCAAUAAAAAACCCAUUUGCAACAACUUAUUAUCGGUCGCUUGAGAAGUUGGAGCCAGCUGAAGUGGAGAGAAGACGACGAUUGAGGGAACUCAUCCCAUCUGCACUUUUGAACCCGGAUUUUUGA
Bursaphelenchus okinawaensis is the source of this 1854-nucleotide messenger RNA. The record is from the annotation of a GenBank genome assembly. Lineage: Eukaryota; Metazoa; Nematoda; Chromadorea; Rhabditida; Aphelenchoididae.